UUUUCCAGGGGACCUCAGAGCCGAUCAUGGCGACUCUCGGCGGCAGUCGUGGGGAUCGUCUCGGCAACUCGAAUCAACAAAGGUCUGCCCUUGUAUCUCCAGAGAAAGUUCGUGAACUUCUAAAUGACGGAGUGUCGUCGGCAGCUGUCGGAUCCAUCAGUGGACAAGGGGAUUUGAAAGGUCUGGAAGCAAAAAGCGACACCCGAGCACCUUGUGAGGCAACAAACAAAGAAGCCUUCUUCUCAAGAGUGGAAUCUUAUUCAUGUUUGAAAUGGGCAGGCAAACCUCGCACACUGUCCCCCUUGGUUUGCGCCAGAUAUGGCUGGAUCAACGUCGGCUGUGAUAUGCUCAAAUGCUCCACCUGCCAGGCUUUCCUCUGUGCAUCAUUACAACCAACUUUGGACAUUAAAAAAUAUGAAUCCCGCAUUGCAGAGCUAUUGGGGCAGCUUCAGACGCAGCAUGAGAGGUUUUGCCCGUGGCCUGACUUUCCAUGCCCAGAGCGUUUCUGGCUGGUUCCAGCCUGUGAACCACCAGCACUUCUCACCGACUUCUUAGAGCGCUUCCAGAGCGCCUGCCUGCUUGCACAUCAGCUGCCGGCCAUGAAGCCGGAGCAUCUGAAGUCUAUGGCACUGACUGAGGAUGUUGUCAGUGUUAUACUGCAGCUGAUAGAAGAGGAACAGAAAAAAAAGGGACAAACUCUAAGUACCGAACCUUUGGCUGUCCAGGUGGCUGCAUGUAUUGUUUCUCUGUGUGGCUGGGCUGCAAGCCCAACUCUGAAGGCCAUGAACCUACCCAUCCUCACCUGUUCGUACUGUAUGCGCAAGGUGGGCUUGUGGAACUUCUACCAGAUGGAGGGAAUGGCAGGAGUAGAAGAUGGAGAUGGAGAUGCCUCAUCAAACACUGGAGGCCCGUCUGCUCAGACAACAGUUGCAGCCUCAGCAGGUUCACACGAGGGCCAGGGGGACCAGCCUGCUUCUGCCUCGUCCACCCCUGCUACAACUCCUUCUCGCAUGAAGCUGAGGAGUCAGGACACCUCCCGCUCUGAACAGGGUGAGGGAACUUCCUCUCCUGUAGGUUUGCGUUCCCGGAGCAGAGACUCGCCAAGUCCCAAUGAAGAAAUGCCGAGUCCUUUGCCAAGGGCUAAAAGGCCAGCGGCACGCAGUAAAGGCCAAGGGGACAACCCCGGGGCUGAAGGUGCUUCCAGCCUGCAAAACCCUCCUAAACGGCUGUGCCUUUCAUCAGUUGCUGCUACUGAUUGGCUCCUGCACAAGAAUGCUUUUGACCCCCUCUCUCAGCACAGAGACUGGUGUCCCUGGGUCUCUGUGGGAAAGGAGAAUGUGGAUCCAGGGUCAAGCCCCUUUUUGGAUGGAGGAGCUGGGCUUCACCAGCAGGGCUGGAAGGCUGCUCUCAACCUCCUCGUGCCAAUGAAAAGGAACUCUAAUAUAUCAGAAGGCAGUCCGGCAGGGGCAAGUCAAGAACUCUGAAUUUUACAACAAAAAUAAUGCAUAGCAAUUAUGCUAGCAGAGCCUAUGCUAAUUCCUAAAUUCAUACGGUUAACUAUUGGAUAUUUAGCUCUUAUUUUGAGAGUUUCUGAUAAUUUUCUGUGCUCUCUUUUCUUCCAGGGCCCUCGUGACAAGUCUAAAAGGGUGUUUGCCAUAUUCCGUCAGUGGCAGGUAUCCACCCCUGCAUCUCAGUAGACUGUAUUCCAUCCAUGCAGCACUGGAACACUGAAACAAAUACCUGACAGGCCCUCUUCUUGUGGUACAGAGUCUAUAGUACCAAUGACAGGAUUGUCAUAUCAUUGUAUGCCAUCCGUUACAGUCGUGUUUACAGUCAGAGCUUUUCUGGUGGGAACAGAAGUUGAUUGUCUUUAAUGACUUCUCUGUAAACAUUGAAGUUCAUAAAGGAUGCCUGUGAGGUUUUAAACCAUUUCAAACUGGGAUGUGCAGACACUGCGGGGCUGAACAGGCCUUAUAUUAUGUGUACACGUUAGUGGUCAUCAAGUGAUUUUAACAUAUCUUGGCAUUACAUUGGCCACAAAGAAGGCCUCUUCUGUUAACCUCUCAUGAAGUCUGUGUCGAUAGUCCUCCAUCACAUCAUGAUAGUGUGGAUUUCUGUGGAUUAUUAGGAAGUACGAAUCCCAGAUGGUGAGACAGGGCCAAAUGGCUUGACACUGGAAAGGUGAUGUUUACCUUCUAUGUACAUUGAGUCAUUUGAGUAAACAUUAACCUGAGAUAAGAAAAAAAAAAAGCUGUGAGGAAGUUAUUUUUGUGUACUGUUAUGGAUUCUCUUUGAAUAGAACAGAAUCUUUUUGGAGUAUUGAAAUGUUUGUUUUCUUAUAGUCAGCGCUAAAAUCCUAUUUCUCACAGGCAGGGGGUAACGUGCCAUGAACUAAAACCUGUUUUAAACUAGAUUCAGAAUGUCUGGGCUUUUUGCCGUUCUCUGAUAUGUCUUUGCUAAUGCAGUCUUCUCUCUCUUGCAUGUGCUUAUAUCUAAGUAGAAUUUUACUAAGGGUUUAAUAAAAUGCUCUUCUCAAA
Labrus mixtus (cuckoo wrasse) is the source of this 2537-nucleotide messenger RNA. RefSeq names its product zinc finger, C3HC-type containing 1 (gene zc3hc1). Lineage: Eukaryota; Metazoa; Chordata; Actinopteri; Labriformes; Labridae. Gene Ontology annotation, cellular component: nucleus. Gene Ontology annotation, molecular function: zinc ion binding. Bases 27 to 1484 code for a protein of 485 amino acids. The record is from RefSeq and is a predicted model, not a curated record. The transcript is spliced from 9 exons.